AUGCAAAAACCAUUCAACUUCAAACUGCUGGUGCCCCCAAGAGCUCAUUUGAAUCAAAUUUCCGCAGUGAAGCCUCAGGAAACAGGCUUGUUUGAAGAAAACUCUGGUUUUUCUCCUUCAAACCAGCGUUAUAACAAGUGUUCAGAUAUGGAGACAAGCCUGCCGAUUCCAUCUAAAAUGGUGCUUCCUACGAAGACAUCAAGAACUGAUGGGAUGAAGAAGGCUGCAGUCAUGCCAAUGGAAAAGGAGGAGACAUCAUUAACAUCCAGCCAGCUGUACUCCAGAUUGCUUGAUGAAGCUGAGAAAAUCAAAAUGUGGAAGUUCAAAAUAGAUUCUGAGAUUUCACAAAAAGACAGAAAGCUUCAGGAGAACAGAAAAACCAUCGAGACGCAGCGCAAAGCUAUUCAAGAGCUUCAGUUUGCAAAUGAAAGUCUGAGCAUGAAAUUAGAGGAUCAACUGAAUGAAAAUGAAGACCUUAGAAAUAAAAGCAAUGCAACCAGAAAUUUGUGCAACAUACUAAAGGACACAUUUGAGAGAUCUGCUGAGAAAAUUAAUCUGUUUGAGGCUGAACGGGAAGAAACUCAUGAUCUGUUCAUACAGAACAGUGAGAAUAUUCGGAGGAUGGUGGUAGCAUUUGAAAGUCUUCGGAAGCAGGCAGAGUCUGAUCAGCAGGAUAUGUUGAAAUUAAGAGAAUGCCUUACACAGUUUGAGGAUCUUAAAGUGAAGUUGGAGAGUGAAUGCCUUGUGAAGGAGAACGAGGUUGCUAUGCUUCAAGAAAAACUCCAAGAAAAAGAAAACAAUCUCAAAGAUGUUUCACUGAAACUCAAAGAGGCACAGCAAAGCUGCAGUGUAAUAGAGGAGUCAGAAAGGAAGCAUCAGAAACUACUUCAAAGUGUUACACAGGACCGGGAGGGACUUGAGGAGAAACUCAGGGUGACAGAGCAACUCAAAUGGGAGAUCGAGGAAAACCAGAGAGCCCUAACUUACAAACUGGAGCAAAGCAAAGAGAACCAUGAGAAAGUUCUUCAAGCGAAAGACGAUGAACUACAGGAACUAAACAACAUCAAAGAGCAACAGGCAAACCAACUUUCAGAGAUUCAGCUGACAGUGAAUUCUUUGCAGUCCUCACUAACAUCUGAGAUACAAAGGGCACAAGACCUUGAGACAAAGAUAACCUCGUUGGUGAAUGAACUUAGUGACAAAAACACAGAGUUAGAAGUUAUCAAGGGGCAGAAAGAGAACCAUAGCAAGCAAAUACAGAUACUCAGAGAUGAGCUGGAUGAAAAGACAAACUCACUUUGGUCUAUAAAGGAGGAAUUAAAGACAAAGGAGGGUCAGAUUCUCCAGCUUAUUGCCUCACUUGAAGAGAAAAAAAGUGAAGCAAAUCAUUUGAAGGAUGAAAUAGAGAGUGUCAUCACAGAAAAUAAAAACAUGAAGGAAGCCCUGACAAAAGCUAGACAUGACAAUGAAGAGCUGCAAAAGGAAGUUGUUUUAAAGGCUAAAUUAAAAGAGAUGGAGGAACAAUUGUCAGGAGCUUUGGAGAGCAGCUGUAAAUCAUCAAAAGAGGUAGAAAGAUUGGAGAGAGACAUAAAGCAGCAGAAGGAGAAAUAUGAGGAGCUGAUAUUGAAGUUUAAUGACCUGCAGAUGCAGAAGGACACCAUUCAGCAACAGGUUGAUAGUGGUGCUUUAGAGAAGAAAGUCCUUCAGUCUCAUCUCAUGGAAAGCAAUGCAAAUGCAGAAAGAGAGAAGACAGAAAUAGAGAGACUCGAGAGAGAGAAACAACAACUUCAGGAGCAGGUGGAUAAUUUAUCUGCAAAAAUUGCUGGGCAGGAUGAAGAGAGUAAGAAUGUUCAACAGCAAUUGAAAGAGAGUGGCAAAACUGCAAAGCGGGAACUUCUGACAAAAGACAAACAAAUCAAAGCACUGGAGUCAAAGCUAACAAACAUUAAAACAAAAAUAGAGACCAAAACAAAAGCUCACGAGGAAUGUCUAAAAGAGAUUACUACAUUGAAAGAAGAUUUGGAAGGUAUAAAGAAACAUUACAAGGAGGAGCUUCAGAAAAUAAGCUCUAACCUUGAAGAUAAAUCAACUUCAGAGGAUCAACUCAACCUUGAGGUGCAAAAACUGAAGGAAACAGCCAUGGAGGCACUGAAGAGUAAAGAUGACACAGAAAUCAAAUGCCAGCAGAAGAUAUCAGACAUGGUUGCUUUGAUGGAGAGGCACAAGCAUGAGUAUGACAAAAUGUUAGAAGAAAAAGAUGCGGAGCUAAGUGAGAAACGGAUGAGAGAGGCUGAAGUCAAUGCAAGCAAAGCAUCACUGGAACUGGAGCUGUCCCACCUGCAAGUGGAAAAGGAUGAUCUUAGACAACAACUUGAAAAGCUCAAAGGAGAGAAGGUGGCCUUAAGGACACCAGUUUCAUCUCUUGAAAAAGACACGCUUCAACAGGUAACUGAAAUCAAACCUAAGAAGGGAAGAAACAAGAUCUCUAAAACUCAGAGAGCUGACACCGCUAAGAAGCCUGUGUAUACACUUUUAAAAGAGGAUGAAAAUGUACCGCCAUCAAGAAAUGCAUCUAACACUCCUGCUGAAACAGUGAAUGAAGACCUGCAUACUCCAUUAUGGAGCAAAACAACUAAAACAACACCUCAAAUAAAGUCAUUCAGAAUUCGCACACCACCCUCACCUAAGAUUGCGUGGUCUUGGAAGGAAAACAUUCUGAAGCUGGAUCCAAAAUCAGACAACUCAGACAGCAAUGACAUACUGAGUUUCUCUCCAAGACCUAUUAAAUCAAAGAAACCUAUGCAACCAAAAGACCAAGACACAGGGAGUUUGGACAUGUUCAAGAAGUCGUGUGCAAAUUAUGUACAGGUGCAGAGUUCUUUUCCAUGUAAGUCUCCAGGAACAGUGCUGAAACUGGCUGCAAUAAAGAGAAUGCGAGAUGCUGGAUGGACCACUGUUAGCAAUUCAGAUAAGAAGAAAAAAAAAGCAACAGACAAAAUCUUUGCUUAAAAGUGUUUGCAUCAAAAAUGUGUGAUUAUCCUUUUAGAAAACUAGAGUACACAUACUCUUAAUACAAUAGCUUCUGAUUGCUUACAAUUUAUAUUGGUGUUUGAAUAAGCAGAAGUAUUUAUAUUAUUUAUUCUAAUCUCUCAGUACACAGUUUCUCUUCAUAGUAUGUUUGGUUAAAAUACAGUACCUUAAAAUGUUUAUCAAAAGAUUCUGGUUCCUGAUACAGUUGUUGUUUGUUUCAGUUGUGUGUUUAACAAAUAUUUGUAUUUAUAUUUGUGUUUUUCUGUUAUCUUCACUAAUUUUAUUAGUUCAAAAUUUCAGUUUCAAAGUUCAAAAGAUGUAACUAUUUAAAAACUUUUUCCAUAGAAGCUUCAAGUAAAAGUAAAAU
This is a messenger RNA of Sinocyclocheilus rhinocerous, 3397 nucleotides long. RefSeq names its product synaptonemal complex protein 1-like. Bases 1 to 3009 code for a protein of 1002 amino acids. Gene Ontology annotation, molecular function: double-stranded DNA binding. Lineage: Eukaryota; Metazoa; Chordata; Actinopteri; Cypriniformes; Cyprinidae. The record is from RefSeq and is a predicted model, not a curated record. Gene Ontology annotation, cellular component: central element; transverse filament; synaptonemal complex. The transcript has 31 exons. Gene Ontology annotation, biological process: meiotic DNA repair synthesis; lateral element assembly; chiasma assembly.